UAUGGUGGCACCCAGUGGAGCUAUGAGCGAUUCGGAGAGCAGCAGCAGUGGCAGCAGCGAUGCGGAGGAGCUGGCACGGUGUCGCGAGGCGGCGACGCCCGCCUGGGGCCAGGAACAGCGCCCGCGGGAAGCGGAGAAACCCGAUGCCGGCGCUGCAGACAAACAAGUGCCGGCCCCCCAGCCAAGCCGCAGGCGUGAGGUGAGCCAGCACGAGGAAGAUGGCAACGAGCUUCAGACCACUCCUGAGUUCCGAGCCCACGUGGCCAAGAAACUGGGAGCUCUGCUGGACAAGUCCAUCGCCAUCGCGGAGGUGUGGAAGAGGACACAACAACAGGUCAAUAUGCAGCGGGCGGCGGCAGCAAAGAUGGAGGAGGGCUUCCGCCUUUUCUUCACGUCCAUCCCCGGAAGCCAUGACAAAGAAGCUUCUCCAAAACCCUGCCGAAAGCGCCAGCCCCCCAGCUCUAGUGAGGACAGUGGCGAGGAAUGGCAGCGGUGCCAGGAGGCAGCUGUGUCGGCGUCAGACAUUCUCCAGGAGUCAGCCAUGCACUGUCCUGCCAAGGGCGAGGAGGAGCCCGAGAAGAAGAAGUUGAAAAAGAAAGUCAAGAAGAAGGUGGGCGCUGACCCCCCUGCGGCUACAGGCCUGGAACAGGUAAAGGAGGCAGGCAGCAUCAAUGGGGACCCAGUGUCGCUUGGGACCCAAAAGAAGAAAAAGAAGAAAAAGGCCAAGAAAGCCAGAGAGGCUUCCCUGUGUCCCCCAGCAGAGUGUGCAGUGGCUAAGCCUGAGAACUGACCCCAGGCUGUAGGUCCUGGGGCCGCCUGCUCUGAGGAUUGGGUGACCCCAGGCUGUAAGUCCCGUGGCUACUGCUCUGAAGAUCAGGUGCCCGUGGGCUUAGGGCAGAGCCAAGCCACACUCCCAGUUUCCAGCUUCCCACACUGACUGCCCAUGGUUGACUUUAGUUGGGCUUGCCGGAGAGUCCAGGCGAAGAAGUGGGUUUAUGGAGAGAGGCCUGUGUAAGGCUGGACUGGACUCGUGGAUCCAGAAUGUUCCCCAGUUUUGGAGACUUAACCUCAGCAUGCGUCUCCCUGACCUGUGCAGCUUCCCGUGACAUUGUUCUUGAGAAUGAUAGGGAGGGGUCUCAAAGCUACAGAGGUCCCCCAAAACGUUUAUACGUCUCCCCCAGCCCACACAUACUUAACAUUGUCUGGAAGAGAAGGAAAGGUCGCCCCCGCUUCCUCCUUUCCCCCGUGUGUCUAAAGCAUGCUAAUUGUUAACAACACAGGUAAGUCGGCUCACUGAAGUCAGGCGUCAGAGUGCCGAGCACCCACUUAGUGGAAGGGUGCAGACUUGGGUGCAAGGCCCCAAGAAAAAGGAAAAUAAAUUAUCAGUGGCCCAAGACAUA
Molecule: messenger RNA, 1400 nt
Organism: Grammomys surdaster
Lineage: Eukaryota; Metazoa; Chordata; Mammalia; Rodentia; Muridae
Gene: CUNH12orf43
Product: chromosome unknown C12orf43 homolog
Exons: 6
Coding region: 2-790 (262 amino acids)
Biological process (GO): negative regulation of Wnt signaling pathway; Spemann organizer formation; Wnt signaling pathway
Source: RefSeq, a predicted model, not a curated record